Wyeomyia smithii (pitcher-plant mosquito) is the source of this 5923-nucleotide messenger RNA. RefSeq names its product RNA polymerase II elongation factor Ell (gene Su(Tpl)). The transcript has 12 exons. NCBI's taxonomy places the organism in Eukaryota, Metazoa, Arthropoda, Insecta, Diptera, Culicidae. Gene Ontology annotation, biological process: snRNA transcription by RNA polymerase II; positive regulation of transcription elongation by RNA polymerase II; transcription elongation by RNA polymerase II. The record is from RefSeq and is a predicted model, not a curated record. Gene Ontology annotation, molecular function: cis-regulatory region sequence-specific DNA binding. Bases 1169 to 3268 code for a protein of 699 amino acids. Gene Ontology annotation, cellular component: transcription elongation factor complex.
UUCGCAAAUCAGUCGCAGUGUGUGGAGUGCGGGAAAAGGAACUGUGUGUGACCCGCUGCGCGUGCCAGAAGCAAUCAAAAGAAGACUAGUAGAGUGUGCAGAAGAAGAAAAAUUGCCCCUCAAGAGAAGAAAAGGAUAGGGAUUAAGUGCGCCGCGACUCUCUUUUCGUAUUAUUUUUAACAAUUAGUAUCCUGUUUCAAAUUUUCCUUAUUUAUCACGGUUUGUACUGUUCUCUUCACCCCCAAAACUAACCAUCGCUCCUAAUCGCCAGCUAGUAACAGUUUGUGUGCAGUGCUGAAAAAGACACCGUUCACCUUCGCGUAAUCGUUGAUUUCCUCCCGUUUUGGUUACAUUAACUACGGUAAAUUGCAUCAGUUUUUUUCUCCAAUGGAAAGUUGUUAAAAACAUUGGAAAAUUUGAGAAAUUUUGUGUGCCAAGUGUUCGAAACAGAAGAGCAGCAGCGUUAAGAAAAAAAAAAACGAGUCCAAGGCUGACUCUGGAAGUGCGAGCGAACGAGUACGAAGCAGCAAGGAAGAAGGAAAGAAAGAGAGAGAGAUUAUCCUCCGUCGUAGUGAACCGCGAGUGUGAUUGAAAAGAAAAAUAUUAAAAGCAAAAAAAUUGAUAUAAAUCUCGCGCGCGUGUGUGAGAAAGUGUCUGAGUGUAUUACUACUGGUACAUGCAUUACCAUCAAUACCGAUACAGUGCAGAGAGCAAGAUAUAAAAAUAUUUCAUUGAAUUUUUUACGUGGCAAAAAGGCGAAACGCCGAUUGCACUGUCGUCGCAGCACUACUAGCCGUAAUACCAGCAGGCCUCGCUAAUUCCCGACAGCGACGAAUAAAAACUUCCGCAGCUAUCCUUUGGUCACAGAAUCCAAUAUUCCAACAAAAAAAAAGCAAAAAGAAUCAUCAAAAAUCCUUCCAAUCAAAGCAACAACUGUCAUUGCUGUUACUGAUCGUUAUUUUCGACGAGCGCACACAGGCACGUAACCCCACAAACGUCAGACCUGCCGCCUGUCGAGGAGAGGAUACAGUGCUGAGACACCUUUGCGUUCGGCCUGUCUCGUGCGCGCUCUCUGGCCCCUUGUCCCCCAUCCUUUCUGCCCAUUGUCGAUAAGUGCUAGUGUGUUGCUGUUGUCGUCGUCGUCGUUCGUCUUAGCACAGCGCUCAAGAUGGCUGCCCUGUGCGCUGGGAACUAUGGACUGUCCCAGCAGCAGCAGAAUCCCAACAGCAGCAAGGAGUUGAUCUUCGUCAAGCUAACGGACUCGGCGCUUCGAGCGAUCGAGGAGUUUCAACGUAAUCAGCUAAAACUUGGCACCGCACUCAACCCGUCGAUACAGUUCCUCGCCAACGGUCAGGGUUACCUGUCCUUUCCCUCCAGCACUAGCAAUGGCCAAAAGUUCAGCUUCUCCAUCACGGAUAUCGAGGGCAACGGGUCGAUCGAGUGCAUCCAGCAGAAUCAGGGACAACAGCUCCAGAACAUGGGGCACAUUCCGCAUAAGAUGCGGAUUCAGGCCACCGAAGACGUGUACGAGACAACGAGGCACCGGAUGGCGGCCGCCGAGGAAAACCAGAAGAACAAAUGUACAAGAGAAAUCAAGCCCAAUCAAACCGACAUAGGUCGUAAGGUGAAGUUAAAAACUCCAAGCGCUCGUAUCAACAACAUUCCUAGUAGUAAUCCAGUGUUAAGCAAACGUGAUUCGCUGCAUAGUUCUAGCAACAACUACAGCAACAGUGCUGUGAAUAGUAAUUUAUCAUCGUUAGUACCCGCGAUCGCAAACAACCACAACAACAACAAUAACAAUCAUCACCACACCAACAACCACCACAGCCACCACCAUAGCAGCAACAAUGGCCAGCUGUCGUCGACGGCGGCCAACAAUAACAUUAGCAACAACUACAACAACCUGUCGACGUCACCAAAACUACCGAAAAGCAAUGGCCUGCAGCACAACAAUAACUACAAUAGUAGUAGCAACAACCCCCAGUCGGCAGCGACAACGCAGCAACCACUGCAACCCAAGCCCGGCUACCAACACACGGUGCAUGAUCCUCCCCAUCAGCAGCAGCAAAAGUCUGAAAACGGUAUCGUUUCCAACAACCGGGUGACGAACGGUAGAACGCAGCAUAAAACCGGCAAUCCGGAAAUUAUGAAGCGUAACAUACGGGAGAGAUUGAUUCAUCUACUAGCAUUAAGGCCAUACAAAAAACCGGAACUGUUUGCGAGAAUAUCCCAAGAUGGUGUUCGCGGGCAAGAGCAAAAGUGUAUAGCACAGGUACUGAAAAACAUCUCGAGCAUGCGGGAUAACGUAUACUAUCUGCACCGGCACAUCUGGAACGACGUGCAGGAAGACUGGCCGUUCUACUCCGAACAGGACCGACAAACGCUCAAAAGGCGGAAACCUCAAAAUUUAACACCUCCUCUCAGCUCGGACGGGGGUUCGUCCACUUCGGGACAAAGUCCGUCCAGCGCGCACAAUGGUAGCAGUCCGCCAUCCGGCGGCAAAAGGCCAUCGCUCGCCAGUAACGACGACAGCAGCAGCGUCGGCAGUAUGCCCACGUCCAAGAAGCCCCGGAUCAGUCACUACAAGAAGGACAUCCUGCCGGAUAUUAAUCGGCGUGGCGUCACCGACUCCAGGGACACUAGCAAUAUGAAUCCACGCUCCAGGGAGCACGACGACAGCAUACGCUCGUCAAAAUACUAUCGCAACGGAUCUAAUGUGACGCCAAAUGCACAGGAAUCUGAGGAUAGUGGAGUCAGUCUAAGUUACUCAUUGGUGUCCAACGACGUAGCGCGGAGGAUACAGCACUCUACUGGAGACAUGACCGAUAUGAUGGCAGAAAGGGAUAACUACGAUGAUCAGAUCACUGCGUACCGAGAAGACUCGAAAAAAGUGAAAAGUUUGAAGGAUGAUUUUAGUGAUCAAUUUACUAGGAUAACCUCGGUGGAACAACGGCGUAAAUACAAGACUGAAUUUGACAACGAUUUUCAAGAAUAUCGUCGGCUACACGAAAUCGUUGAACGAGUGUCGAGAAAGUUUGCUCAGCUGGAAGGAGAUCUACAACAAGAGCGGCACAACGAGAGGCGAUAUAAGGAAAUACAAAGACAAAUUAUCAAGGAAUACGAUGAAAGCAUAAAAGAUAUUCGGUUUCAAGAGACUAAGCAGAGGUUCAACUAUUUACACAACAAGCUUUCUCAUAUCAAGCACCUGGUGCACGAUUAUGAUGUCGCCAUUACCAACGGUUCGUGUCGGCCGCAGGAGAAUUACUGACGAUUAUUGAAGCCUGUAAAACAGCAUUCGUCUCAAUUCGUAUGUUGAUGACACUAAAACCACACCCGCGCUAAACUUAGUGCACUGUACGCUGCGCUGUUCAUCACUUGAAUCCCCGCAAUCCUCUUAGUAGUUAUGCAACAAGGGGAAGUACUAGAACAUCCGUUUCGGCAGUACAGUGCUGGUAAACUUGUGCUUCUAUGGAAAACGACAGCGAAAUGAAGAAAGCAGCAGCAGCAGAGCCACGAAAAGCGAUUCUUUGUUACCUUAUAUUAAAUAUUUAGCAGUUAGUAGCAGUUGAGCCAGCAGCCAAGAAAUCCUUAAUCCAGAGCCAGGAGCAAUCAGCCGGAAGGGAGAAAGCAUUUUAUAAUGAGUGUGAUUGAAUCGUGCCACUUUCUCGUCCGCGGGAUGAGCCUCCAAAUCCAGCAAUGAGUAGCAGUCAUCAGCCUCUACAUCGAAACAACGCAGCUACUCAUGUGUAGAACCAUAAUGAAAAUAUCUUCAUGUGAACGGGGGUGUUUGUUCAAUUCCCCAGUUGCCGUUAGUCAAUCUCGUCAUAUCGUCGUACUCGCGGUUUCUCGCAACAGCCAACGCUAUACUUUCCUCCCACACAGACACACAUACAAAAUCCCGUCGUUAUAAAUAGUGGAUCCAAAGGGAUCGGCUUCAUAAUAACGACGCAGUUCACACUAAUAUCGUACCAUUGGCAAGCUCGGAACCAAAACGGUACGGAAUUUGAAACUUAUUGAAGCAGCAGAUGAACACCCCUUCCCCUUUCCACAUAAAAUGAAAGAACAGAAAAUAAUACACACAUAUAUUAAAGAGAGUGAGAGACAUUAUCAAAUCAAUUGAUUUCUAAGGAUUUUUUUUUUUUUGAAUUAAUUGUAGGAGUUUAUAAAACUUAACUAGUUAAUUGAGAAUGUUAGCAGAGAUAAACAAAAGAAGAAAGAGAGAACCGGUUAGGUAUCAACCUAAAGAAAACCCCAGAGCGAAAGAAAAAGUGAAACACUAGGUCGCCAAGAGAAAUGACGUUAUUCUAGUAGGAUACUUGAAUUAGUCUUUCUUAGUUUUCUCGUUUUAUUUUUUUCUGUUUCUGUUUGAAAUGAGCGAAGAGGAUUUGUUCCCUUUUAAUUGAAAAAACAAACACUAGCAUAAUGAAUAGAACGCCAAACGAGAGAGGAAGCAGAGACAAGGAUAAUUCGAGGUGUGGAACAAUAGUAGUGAUAUUCUUUUUGCUUUCUUCCACUCAAACCACAUGCCAACAUUUGUUAGGAAACAAAGAAAAAGUAAGCGGGAAGUUUCAUUCUGAGAGAUACUCGGAAGAGACUGGAAGAAUCAGGAGAGACAGAGAGAGAGAAGGGUUAAGGAAUUUAUGGGUAUUUAAUUAAUUUAUUAGUUGAUUAAUUUAGGAAGUUCUAAAGAAGAAAACAAAUUACAAAAGCAACGGUGUCCUGAGUGAGCGAUCCGAUUCCCAUGCAGCCAAGCACUUGCUAAUGCACACACAUACACACAAGAUUGACUUAUACUGGCAAACAAGCGUAUUCCCUCAAAGACUAAUGGGUAAAGCGAUUGUUAAAAAAUAAGCCAAAAACAAGCACACAAACGAAUAGAAAUGCACACACGGAUACAAUCAUCGAUUGGUUAGACAACAAAAAAUGAAACAUUAGUGCCACAGAAUUAGCAAAAAAAUUGUUUGUCAUUGACGGUGAUCAUUGAUUGAUCGUCAUCUCUAAGAGAGAUUACAUAGGAAAUGAGGACAAAAAGGGAUAGUGUUGAGAGAAUGAAUCAUUUUUCGGUUUUUAAUUGUUUAGUAAAUGUUUCCACUACGGCAAAAGAAUAUCGGGUAUAGGAAAUCUGUUCUAGACGGAAGGAAACAAAGUAAUGGAACGAUAGGAUGGAUUGAAACCAGGCGGGUGAGGGGAAGGCUGUCUACCCAUCCGGGAUGAUCCUUCGUGGUUUUGCCCAGUGGGCUAGAGAAACGAUUCAAUUAUGAUAGCAAAGAUAAGCGCCGUUUUGUUUGAUGGUUUAUGUUUAAUUUGUUUUGAGUUCCGUACUAGAAGAGGAUUUAGCGAGACGAUUUGAUGUUUUGGUUUUUAUUUGAUUUUUACCCCGUAGCCUAUAAUUUACUUAUAAUUUCGUAAUUUAUCGCUGGAUGCUUGGAAAAGAAGGAGCCGUUAGUAGAGAGCAAAAAAGGAAGAAGAGUUCAAAAGCACAUGCGUGCUAGACCUUAGGCGUUUCAGCAAUUACAACGUUCCAGGAUAGCUUAAUUUGUAAAUAUGAGUAUAUCUAGUUAUGGCAAGUGCAAGAAGAGAAAUACUGGAAUCAUGAUUGGUUGAGAGAAUUGUACUUUCUUGAAAAAAAGCUACAUGACUUGAUCUUGAUUGUGUUGCAUAAUAUUGUUAGAAAAAAUUUAAUUUGGUCAAAAAAUGGUUAUGUUUAUCACCUCAUGGUUUUACCUUUCUUUAGUAUUGCAUUUGUUUAAGUCUGUGUGUUUUUGGAAAGUUGGUUAUCGUUAUCAAAAUUAAAUUUUUCGAAAUUUUGUUUUGUUAUUUUAUGCUAUCUUGAAACACAAACGAUUAGUUUCAUUUCAAUCUCUUGCUAUAGUUGCCACUUAAAUUCAUUUUCUCUCGGUCAAUCAAAAAAAAAAAAAAACAA